ACAUCUUAAAAAUAUCAACAGUUGACGGAUCACAUGUAAAUUGUCGUAAAUGCAAUGCACAUGUACAAAUUAGUAACGAUGUAUGUUAUAUGCAUUAUACAUUAAUUUUAUGUCAAUUUCAAUUAGUGCCAUCAAAAUUACCAGAAUGAAAGAGGAGGACGAGAUAAAACCAACAACGUAUUCUACGUCUGAAAAAAUUAUCAAAACUGUAGUUUUGGUUUUAACAUGGGUGAUGAUUGGAUUGUUUACAGAAAUAACUGGACCCACUCAGAAAGAUCUGAUAAUUAAAACAGAUUCAGAUUAUGAACUAGUAUCGCGUGCAAUUUCCGGUAGGAGUGUUGGGUAUUUUAUAGGAGCAGUAAUUGGUGGACCUCUUGUUGACAAAUUAGGAAAAUACUGUGAUUUGAUGAUUGCUGUUUGUUUAGAUGGAGGGGCAAUAGCUACAAUAAUAGCACCCUAUUGUACAGACAUCUCCUUACUAUGGUUUCUUUUUGUCCUCGCUGGUACUUUUGAAGGCGUAAUAAAUAUAGCUGGACAGAAAAUAAUACUUAAUCUUUGGAAAGAGAAAGCUACAGGACCGUUACAUGUAUUACACUUCGGAUUCGGAAUGGGUUCAUUUAUUGUUCCUCAGAUUGCUAAUCCGUUCUUGGCAGUUUUGGCGCCAUCUGGAGGCAAUAGCACAAAUACAACCAUUGCUCCAUCCGUUACACCGCCGCUUAUAUCAUCAACGAUAGCAUCAUCGGCAGAAACAGACAUUUAUCUGAAAGAAUCGCGGAUUGAAUCAGCUUAUCUAAUUGUUGGCAUAAUAGUUGCCUCAUUAUCAAUAGUCUUUUAUAUUUACCAGUUUUGUUGUCGACAAAUUUCGGAGGAAGAAAAAGAAUCGAAUGAAAAAGAAACAAUGGUAAGAAAAGUAGUAAAAGUUGUUGACCCAGCAACCUGUGCAAAUGGGGACCGUUGGUUUGGAGUUCAGGUCUUUGUUCUCUUAUUUUUGUAUUUUUUCAAUGCUGUAGGGGGCGAACGGUUAUAUGGGAAAUUUAUACGAAGUUAUGCAAUUGACAAACAUAAGUUUUCUGGAGAUGAUGGUUCAUUAAUCAACACAGAAUUUUGGAUUUGUUUUGCCAUAGGCAGAUUUGUGGGUUUAUUCACCGGUAGAUUUAUUCCAAUACGAGUACUUAUACUGAUUGAGGUUUUCGGUGCCUUAGUAACGGCGGUUCUUCUGGAAAUAUUUGCCAGGGAAAGUGACCUUGCUUUAUGGAUUUUAACAGCACCUAUGGGAUUUUUCGUGGCUCCUCUUUUUCCAUCAGGCAUUGGGUGGGGUGAUUUUCAUGUUGAAUUUACUGGCUCUGCUAUAACAUUCGUUCUCAUGGGAGGUGCUUUAGGUGGAAUGUCUUACUUAUGGGUAAUUGGAUAUCUCUAUGAAUAUCAAGGUUACGAUAUGUUUCUCCAUCAAAUGGUAGGGUAUGGUGGCAUUGUAGUAUUUUUUACAAUUCUCUUGACAAUAGUUGGUAUGCGACAUGGUGGACGAUUUGAAACAAAAGGAGCAAAUGACUACGAUAACGAAAUGGACGUAAAAGGGAACGAAGCAGAUGAUAUGAAAAUUGAACAGCAGGGCCUUGGUGUUCACGUUAUUUCAAAAGAGGACGAUGACCAACAGAGUCCUCCAAAUUAUGCAGAUGUUGUUUCGUACACAAAUAAUGUUGAUACCUCAUCUGAAACUGACGGUUAUUCUAAUACAUAUAUGUGAAAUAAGACUGUGCAAAAGAAGAUUUGUAUCUUGACUGCAGUUGGAACUAAUCAUAUCUUAUAUGCAACAAUGAAACGUAGUGUAAUUAAAUAGAGCAAAUAUAUAUGUAUACACCCACAGAAUUGCAUGAUUUAAAUGCAUAAUUGAAAAUAAAAUAAACAAAGCUGGCUGCAAUGUCAAGGGAGAUAAGCAACGUCUAAUCGAA
Messenger RNA from Mytilus californianus (California mussel), 1949 nucleotides. Its product is annotated as sodium-dependent glucose transporter 1A-like. NCBI's taxonomy places the organism in Eukaryota, Metazoa, Mollusca, Bivalvia, Mytilida, Mytilidae. Bases 83 to 1744 code for a protein of 553 amino acids. The record is from RefSeq and is a predicted model, not a curated record. Gene Ontology annotation, biological process: transmembrane transport. The transcript is spliced from 3 exons.